GGCCCAGCCUGGCCCUCAGCACACCCAGCUGGGACCCUCCCGGAGCCUCGUCCGGGGACACGUCCGCUCUGCCCCUGCGUCUCCCGAGCAGCACCAUGCGGCCCCUCUGGCUCUGCUGGGCGCUCUGGGCGCUGCCCCUGGCCGGCCCCGGGGCGGCCCUGACCGAGGAGAGGGUCCUGGGCAGCCUGCUGCGGCAGCUGCGCCUCAGCGAGGCUCCCGUCCUGGACGGGGCCGAUGUGGAGAGGCUGAUCAUCCCUGCCCACGUGAGGGCCCAGUACGUGGCUCUGCUGCAGCGCAGCCACGGGGCCCGCUCCCGGGGGAAGAGGUUCAGCCAGAACUUCCGAGAGGUGGCCGGCAGGUUCCUGGUGUCCGAGGCCGCGCUCCGCAGCCAUGAGCGGCUCUUCCCGCGCAGCGACCGCGCCCGAGUCACCGUCCAGUGGCUGCACGUCCGCGACGACGGUUCCAACCGCACCUCCCUCAUCGACUCCAGGCUGGUGUCCAUCCACGAGAGCGGCUGGAAGGCCUUGGACGUGACGGAUGCCGUGAACUUCUGGCAGCAGCUGCGCCGGCCCCGGCAGUCGCUGCUGCUGCAGGUGUCGGUGCAGCGGGAGCACCUGGGCCCGCUGGCCUCCAGCGCCCACACGCUGGUCCGCUUCUCCUCGCAGGGGCCGUCGGGCGCCGGGCAGCGGGAGCCCCAGCUGGAGCUGCACACCCUGGACCUCAGGGAUUACGGAGCUCAGGGAAACUGUGAUCCUAAGGCACCAGCGACCGAGGGCACCCGCUGCUGCCGCCGGGAGGUGUACAUUGACCUGCAGGGGAUGAAGUGGGCUGAGAACUGGGUCCUGGAGCCCCCAGGCUUCCUGGCCUAUGAGUGUGUGGGCACCUGCCAGCAGCCCCCAGAGCCCCUGACCUUCAAGUGGCCAUUUCUGGGGCCGAGACAGUGCAUCGCCUCAGAGACGACCUCGCUGCCCAUGAUUGUCAGCAUCCCGGAGGGAGGCAAGCCCAGGCCCCAGGUGGUCAGCUUGCCCAACAUGAGGGUGCAGAAGUGCAGCUGUGCCUCGGAUGGGGCGCCUGUACCAAGGAAGCUGGAGCCGUAGGUGUGGGGUGCAGCCAUGGAGGCUCUGACUAGACACGUGCACAAAGCAGGUCUUAACAUAGGUCUUAAUUUUCUACUUAGCAAGUUACCCCUGCCCCAGCUGAGUGCCCCUAUUUUACCUGUCUCGUGUGUUCUUCCAUUUCUUGCUCUCCUGUCCGUCACCCACCCUAAGCACUUACAUGAGUAAUUAAUGCAACCCGAUUGCAGAGCUGUAGAGGGAAAUCCCAGUCUACUUGUUAAAGGAUAUAGCUGAGCAGGGACAGAUUGUCAGCU
Molecule: messenger RNA, 1369 nt
Organism: Aethalodelphis obliquidens (Pacific white-sided dolphin)
Lineage: Eukaryota; Metazoa; Chordata; Mammalia; Artiodactyla; Delphinidae
Product: left-right determination factor 2-like
Exons: 5
Coding region: 96-1097 (333 amino acids)
Biological process (GO): anterior/posterior axis specification
Cellular component (GO): extracellular region
Molecular function (GO): transforming growth factor beta receptor binding; cytokine activity; growth factor activity
Source: RefSeq, a predicted model, not a curated record